AUGUCCUGCGAUGUGAACGACUUCGAGGGCAUUGAAGGAGUGGAAGGCGGCGAUCGCCGUUCCGUGGCGCGGAAGAGCCUGGAAGGAGAUGUUCGACAGAGCGUGGCGAUGCGGAAAUCGGACCGAGAAGAGGAAGGCGAUCUGCGCCGGGCCAGUGCCAUGACCCGCAGCGACGAUGGUGGGGAGGUCUAUUCCAUCCAUGAUGAAGGCGCCCGACGUUCCACCGUGCGCAUGUCGUCCGCCCUGGGCGAAGGCAGGGUCGACCGCAGGCGGCGAUGGAAUCCGCCGCAGCCUCGCGCACCGCGCGACCUUCCGAGAUGA
Molecule: messenger RNA, 321 nt
Organism: Durusdinium trenchii
Lineage: Eukaryota; Dinophyceae; Suessiales; Symbiodiniaceae
Source: the annotation of a GenBank genome assembly